AUGAAAAGGAAAGAAGAGAGGAAAAAUAAGUUAGCCCUGCUCCAAAACAAUCCGUUUAAGGGCCUCCAUCUACACACAAAAAUUUACCCCUCUCCUUUAAAGACCAUCCUCCCACUUACCACCACCCGUUCCUUUCUCCUUCCCUUUCCUCCUUUCCUCCUCUCCUUGUCACUCAUACCGAACAAAGUCUACGUUCUUCUGAGUAAUUCAAACCUUUACAUCUUUUUUUUUCCUUCGACACAUCCACAUUUCCAUACACAAUGGGUAAAGAAAAGACCCACGUUAACGUUGUCGUUAUCGGCCACGUCGAUUCUGGAAAGUCCACCACUACUGGCCACUUGAUCUAUAAGUGCGGUGGUAUCGACAAGCGUACCAUCGAGAAGUUCGAGAAGGAAGCCGCCGAACUCGGAAAGGGUUCCUUCAAGUA
Molecule: messenger RNA, 427 nt
Organism: Tuber melanosporum (Perigord truffle)
Lineage: Eukaryota; Fungi; Ascomycota; Pezizomycetes; Pezizales; Tuberaceae
Exons: 5
Coding region: 1-342 (113 amino acids)
Source: RefSeq, a predicted model, not a curated record